AUGGAGCGGCGGGCGCAGCAGCCCGGCGACGCGCAACAGCCAGGCAAGGACGGCGGCGGCGACUCUCCUCCUCCACCGCAACCGUUCUCGGAGGUGACGUGCAGGAGCUCUGGCAAGGUCCGGCAGUUCGCGGCAGGGACGAUGGCCCGCUACACGCUGCACGCCAUCAACCGCAAGCUCGAACCCAGGGCCCCACCGGCGCUGCACGUCGAGGCUAUCAGGGACGGCGAAGAGCCCGUCAGCUUCGGCCCCAGCGCGGCCCUCGCGGACUACGGCCGCGGCUGGAGGCUGCAGACCGUCACCGCGCAGGACGUUCCCGGGAUCCAUCACGCGCCGCACGCGGAAAGGUAG
This is a messenger RNA of Miscanthus lutarioriparius, 351 nucleotides long. NCBI's taxonomy places the organism in Eukaryota, Viridiplantae, Streptophyta, Magnoliopsida, Poales, Poaceae. The record is from the annotation of a GenBank genome assembly.